GGUAGCGGCGGCGGGAUGCGGCUGCCGGAGCUGUGCCUGGCGCUCCUCUACGCCGCCGGCACCGGCACCGGCACCGAACCGCCGCGGGCAGCCCGGGAGCGGCCGCUGGCCCCGGGACGCGGGGAGCCCGGGGCGGUCCGCGUGGACCCCCGGCAGGCGUGGAUGCUGCUGGCCGGGAGCCCCGGGAGGGGCAGCGGCGAUCGGGGCCGCGGCGGCUCCGGGGCUCUCCCGGCACCAGCGGGCCCCGGCUCUCCGGGAAAAACAACCGCGGGUGCCGCGCAGGCCGGCGGGACCGGGGCUGGCCCGGCCGCCCCCGCCGUGCCCGAGGAGCUGCUGAGGGAGCUGCAGCUCCUGCUCAGAGGCAUGGCAAAGAUGUGCAGGACAGCUGGGGAAGGGUGUAAGGAGGAGGAAAGCAGCAAAGGCAGCGCCCAGGCCGGGGCCCAGCGUCGUGUGGAAGCAGCUUUCCAUUGCCAAACGCGUGCAGACAUCGCUGUGGAGCAGAAGACGUGGCAGGAGCUGGGGCUGUUCUACAUUCCUGAGAGGGAGGGGAUGUUCCACCGCGGCCCGGGGCUGAACCUGACCAGCGGGCAGUACACAGCCCCCCUUGCAGGAUACUACACCUUCAGCACCACGCUGCACAUUGCGCGCAGGGAGCCGCGGAGGAAGAGGCAGGGAUGCCGAGGGAGCCGCCUGCGGGUGCUGAUCUGUGUGCAGUCCUGCUGCCAGCACAACAGCCAUCUGGAGAGCGUAUCCCAGCUGGAGAGCAGUGGGGACCUUUUCACCAUCUCUGUCACAGGCACCCUUUACCUGCAGUGCUGUUCUGCUGGGAGUGUGAAGAGGCUGAACCACGCUGAACCUGUGCCAGGAACAGCCAGACCCUUCCCUCUGCCAGCCACCAUCGUGUCUCCCCUGCUCAGCACCAAGCCUAAGGAAGACCAUUUGCUCAUGCACGGAGCUGCAGUCUGGUCCAAUACUGCUCGUGCUGAAGAUGGACAAAAGAUCAUGAAGAUGAUGAUAGCAAUAAAGCAGCCUGAGCAGGACCUAAAGGCAUUCACUUUUAUCUAAAGGCUAGGCCUAGAAGUUUAUCUUGGAAAACACUGCUGACAGUGGCAGCAGAUGGCUGCCUAGGGCUCAGCUCCCACCAUGCCUGGUACAAAGCCCCACAUGUCCAUUUUUGCCCUUAGUGGACUUCCCUUCCCUGCCCAGACUUAGUCUCAGCAGCCCAGGCCAGAUUAGGCAUUGCUUUAGCUCCCUGCAGUGAAUGAGCAGAGGGUUCUGGCAGGAGCCAACAUCCUUCACACCGAUCAUCAAAGCAAAGUCCCAACAACGCCGCACGCUGGAUUAGAGCAAAUUCCUGCCCUGUGCCUUUCCAGAGCAGGCACUCCCUGCCUGUGGCACAAGGCCUGGCUGUGGGCAGCCCAGAUAGAGCCCAGCUCUUUGCUCUGGCUGUGAUAGCUGCCUGAGCUCAGCAGGGCACAGGCCUACGUGAGCCAGCCAGGGCUGCAGCAGCAGCACCAGGAAGGCUGAGCGUUGGAUUUCCCAGUAGCACUCAGAACUGGGUGAGUGGUGCCAGCAGCACUGAAAGAUAGCCUGAGCUAACAGCCACACCUUCUCCCAGGGAUGCCCCUGCCCUUCUCCAUGGGCUGCGUCUCCUUGAGGAGCCUGCUGAAGGAGCUGUUAAUGCUGCAGUUUAUGGGUAGGGGUGGUUGGGUCUGGAAAAAGGGGGAGCUGAGAAGGGAAAGCAAGUUGCCUUUCUGAAAUUUUGCCAUUAGGGUUUAUUUUGCCACAAACAGAAGCAACUUCAUGCUGCUCUGUCUGGGCUCUCCAAAUUUGCCUUUCAAGAGUAGAAACAGGAGAGUGUGCUGCUAACAAAGGCAUUCCCUCUCAGCUCAUCCUGCACUGCAAACUUACAUCAAAAUACACAGGAAUGGCUGGGAGCAGAACAAUCUGACAGAGACCCAGCACUACUCAAAAUCUGUGCCAGGGGGCCACUUCCUUCCUCUGUGCCCUGCAGGAGAUGCAGAGUCAGUGUGCACCCUCAGACUAAGCCCAUGAAGUGUAACUCACUACUGCUGGAGCAGAAAUAGAAGUAAGAUGGUCAAGCCACCUGUCCCAAACAGGACAGCCAUCGUGUGCUCCAGCCAACAGCCCAGGAGCUGGGACCAAAUCCCAAAGUUCCAGGGAUACAGAAAACAGAAAGGAGCCAGGGAAGCCUCACAGCCCUGCACAAAACAGCAGGCACGAUCCUGGCCUUGCCCCUCUCCCCUGGGACUACAGCUGUGCCUCACAGAGCAAGGAGGCAACCACAAUGCACACCCCUCAGCCCACCUCCCUCCCUGCCCCCUCACAUACAGGGUGGGAAAUUGGAAACUUCAGGGCUUAGGUAGCCUAAUCCAUUUAGCUUUCAUUCUGUCAUUUGGUCUUAGGCCAAAUUUUCUCUGGAAAACAGCACACUGACUGCAGCAACAGCUGGUAGAGGCACUGAGACAGGAUGAGACACCAGACACUAAUUAGUACCCAAAACCUGAGAUGCCUUCUCCUCAGAUAGCACAGACAAGCACUGUCUGCAGCUCAGCUGCCUUUUCACCAAGUCCAUUUGGUGAAAACACUUUUUCCAAAAAACAUCAGGAGCAAACUCCAGCCACUUUUUCCAUACCAAGUUUGUGGUAAAACUCCUGGAAGCACAGGGCAGGUAUGCUGCUGCUCUGCAAGGGGUGCUUGUGUCCCUCAGCUGCAGGCAACCUCAGAGCCCAGCUUCAGAGCCAGAUUUCCUACCCAGGGUGAAGGACAGCCCAUACCACAUCCCAGACUGGUGGCCUGGAGUACCUCACAGUCUGUAUGGUACAGCCUGUCUGAGUCCUGGAACUCCACACUCUCCCAGGGUCUUGCACAAAGCUCAAGGAUGUGGACAGCAGCACUGUCCCAUAAACAGCUGGCAGAGCUCAUGCCCCCAGAUGCCUCUUUCUACACCCCAGCCAAAUGAACUAACUGCAUUUGCCACGACAUUCAACCCUAGCUCUAAGUGAGCUAAACCUGUUGGAAAGGCACUUUGUGCUGUUCUGGUGAGCCAGCAAAGGCCUCCUGAAGAUAAGAAAAGCCCUGCAUUUCUCUUGAGGAAGACACCAAGGCUGUCACCAUAGUGACAUGAUGAAGGAGAGAAAGUUAAAAGAUACAGACUUUAGCUGGCUCACAGCAUGACACGGCUCCUUGUUCACCUAUUGAGAACUUUGUUUCUUUCUUAUGACCAACGGGCAGUGAAUGUGUCUGUUAAGUAAAUGUAAGUAUCUUGGAAAACUAUAAAAGCAACAUGUUGCUAUAAUAAAUCUCUCUUGUACACCUU
Haemorhous mexicanus (house finch) is the source of this 3340-nucleotide messenger RNA. RefSeq names its product erythroferrone (gene ERFE). The coding region runs from base 16 to 1065 and encodes 349 amino acids. NCBI's taxonomy places the organism in Eukaryota, Metazoa, Chordata, Aves, Passeriformes, Fringillidae. Gene Ontology annotation, biological process: negative regulation of gluconeogenesis; positive regulation of insulin receptor signaling pathway; positive regulation of D-glucose import across plasma membrane. The transcript is spliced from 6 exons. Gene Ontology annotation, molecular function: hormone activity. The record is from RefSeq and is a predicted model, not a curated record.